Messenger RNA from Tachysurus vachellii, 779 nucleotides. RefSeq names its product centromere protein S (gene cenps). Gene Ontology annotation, molecular function: chromatin binding; protein heterodimerization activity. Lineage: Eukaryota; Metazoa; Chordata; Actinopteri; Siluriformes; Bagridae. The record is from RefSeq and is a predicted model, not a curated record. Gene Ontology annotation, cellular component: FANCM-MHF complex; Fanconi anaemia nuclear complex. Gene Ontology annotation, biological process: resolution of meiotic recombination intermediates; replication fork processing. The transcript has 5 exons. The coding region runs from base 163 to 558 and encodes 131 amino acids.
CUCCAAAGGAAGAAGUAAUUUCGCGCAAUUUUUAACCUGAUAAAAUGUAAUUCUGCUUGGCGUCAGGUUUCAUUUUGUGCCUUUACUAUUUUCUUUUUGUUUCAGUGAAACAUUGAAAAUUCAAUCUGAUUAAAAAAAAAAAAAAGUAGUCGCUCGUUGAAGAUGAGUGAAAUGGACGAUAAAGAUGCGUACACACAGAGGCUGAAAGCAGCUGUCCACUACACGGUCGGGAAAAUUUGCCAGAGCACAGCAACAGAGUGCGAGAAACAGAUAAGCAAGCAAGCGGUGGCCGCAAUUGCUGAAACUACUUUCAGACAGUGUGAGAUAUUUGCAAAAGAUCUGGAGGCAUUUGCAAGACAUGCCAAAAGACAAACAAUCACUGUGGAUGAUGUGAAACUUCUAGCAAGGAGGAGCACAGCACUAUCCAGCCACAUGCAGCAAAAGAUUGAAGAACUGGCAGUGACCAACCAGGAGUUGAAGGAAAAGAGGAAGAAGAAUGCUGCUAAGAGAAAGAGUAAAGAGAUGGAGGGAAAUGAGGUAGAGGAGACUGAGAACUAACUUAAACAUAACCUCUACCUGCUACUGUGGAUAAGAAGUGCACCGAUAUUAAUAAAGGGGGAACCCUGCUCUGAAACGUUACAAGAAGUGUAUCAAUUAAAUACACAAAGCCAUGCAUCAAGAAUGUGUUUUAUUGUAAUAUAGAUGAAAAACAUUUUCCCUGCCUGUGAAUGUAAGAAAUUGUGACUGUAUAAAAUAAAGAUUUAAUUGGUGAGACAUUU